This is a messenger RNA of Brassica rapa (field mustard), 5855 nucleotides long. RefSeq names its product probable 2-oxoglutarate-dependent dioxygenase At3g111800. The record is from RefSeq and is a predicted model, not a curated record. NCBI's taxonomy places the organism in Eukaryota, Viridiplantae, Streptophyta, Magnoliopsida, Brassicales, Brassicaceae.
AGCUCUUCUAUCUUUAAUGGAACCUCAUGGUAGUAGUACAUGUUGGUUCACGUGGUUGUAGUGAAAAACAUAGGACUACUAAGAUUGCUCCAGAAGUUGCUAGGUGACUCUUUGAGCUUGAUCAGCCACAAAGUGCUGGUAACGAUGUUCUUGCUUUGCUUCUAUCAACUAUUUAUUGCAGCUAUAGAAGCUGGAUUAGUCUACAAACAGUUGUCAUUUUAACUUUUCUCGAACUCAACAAGGCUUUCAAGCAACGGUGCUUUUAAAGGUAGUUGUUUAUUGUAAGAGCUGGCUGUUUCACUUCUUGGUGUCAAAUAUCUCUAUCUUUUAAACAGAAUUGUAAGUGUUGUUUGUUGGUAGUGUGAAAGAUGAUGAUUCAUCCAAUUAUGGUGAGAGACUUCUAAACUUGUUAAUGAAUGUAUUAUUAGUACGCUAGUGUUAUCAUCAUCAUAUCAUACUACUUGAGAGUUUAACUUAAGACAUGAUUCAUAUUCAUACACAUAAGCCAGAGGGAUUCUCUUACAAUAAUAUCAAAACUAUACUCUGAUUAACAUUCAAAAUCUAUAUUGUUGUCUUGAACCUCCUGUAUUCAUCUUCGAUACCAUCAAUAAAAACAUCCAUUUUCUAUAGUUGAUUGUAGCCAAUUUUAUGUUUACUUCUCAAUCAAGUUACUAAUUUUGCAAACCUUAUUUCUGACUGAAUUUUAGGAUGCAUUGUUCUUUUUCUUCUUUUUCCACGAAUAACAUCGGAGAAAAAUAUGUGCGUAGCUUUGACGAUCGUUGCGGACCUCAUUAGUUUAGAUGAGACCGUAACCUUUUGUAAUGUUAUAUUUCCUCGUUUUAUUUAAUUGAUUUUUUUUUGUCUAAAACAAAGUUUAAGUAGUCAUAAAACAUUCAAGGAAUAUUUGUUUGUUAUAUAGUUCAUAAAAAAAACUAUCACAGGGUUUUUAUCAUGAAACAUAGUUUCGUUUUUUUUAAUAUACAAACUAGUCUCGUUUCUCUUUCUUCUAGUUUCUCUCUCUAAAAGGGCCUUAAGAGCAUCUUUAUUGCUUUCUUUUGAGCGUCUCUUGGAGGGAGCCCACAGUUUAGAAAAAACGGUGUGUUAUGUGUGCAAAAUAAGAGACGAGACGUGUGUUGUGUGUUUUUUGCACUGUUUGUAGGUCUUAUUGACACGUGGCGGCCUACGAUUAGCGUGCUUUUUAAUUUUUUUUUGUUAAUCAGAAAAAAUAAUUAAGAAACCUUUAAUGGGGUUUAGGGAUAAAAAUGCUCUAAGUAAAUGAGAUCCUACCAAUAGGAAAGUUCCAAACCAGAAGAAGAAAAAAACAGAACAAGAUGAAUGAAAUAAGUUCAUACUUGUCCAUCACAAAAUUUACCCACACGAACCUGUCAUGUUAGUUAUGCCUUAGCCCGAGUUACCACAUAUUGUUUAUGAAUCAUGCUUAAUAUUUUAUUAUAUCAAAAAUGUUAUUAGUUUGUGUAUUUUAGUUAAUGCUUUGCUUUGUGUUUUGAAUAUUAUUUUACAUCUUUACCUUUUAAAAUGAAUAAUUUUCAGUAAAUUGCUGUUACAAUAUGUAGUUGGCUACCUAUGUACAUGUGCGUUCAAAUUCAGUGAAUCAUGUUUCCAUUAUUGGGAAGUCGGCCUUCUAUUCAGGGAACAAACAUGCAUGGUCAACCGACCAUAUCUUAAUACGAGUUUUGCCAUUGUAUAUCAAAAUCGUCUCUAUUUAUUAAGGAUUACACGUGAUAAUUUAAACUCCACUUAAAUGUUCUCUUACAAGUAAUCUCGAACAAGAGUAGUUUAAACAAUAUGGUUGGCAAACGAAUAAAGUUUGAUUGGUGUGUUGAAUAUACAACAAGCGCGUGGUGAAUAUUCCUGGGGCGACUAACUUGCUAUUGCAUGACAGAAAGUUAAUCAUCAUUUACACUCACGAAUUUUUGUGUUUAUUGUAAUUUUUUUUUUUUUUUGUGUUCAAAAGAUCAAUAAUUGUCAAUCGCAUAGUGGCAUAAAUUUGCAUGGAUCACCGACUCGCAUCGUCCGAUGCUGACAUAUAAUAAAAGCCACCGUCCACUUACGGAUGUAAGGAAAAUUUACAUAUGCAAAUUCAUUUAGCAGAGAUGAAAAAGUGACACUCAUAAGUUAAUGUUAUCCAAUGUUCUAAAAAUAGGUGUAAGUGACACCUAGGCGCUCUUUAGAUCAUCUUCGCAUCUACUCCAUAAUUUACUCUAUAAAUAAAGUAAUUUUUUUAUUUUUUUUGUUCAUACUCCAUUUUUUACUCCAUUUUAAAGUAAAUUAUGGAAUAAGAAUGGAGAUGUCCUUAGACAGCAUUCAAUUAUAGUUCAUAAAAUCUGAUUUUGUAGCAUCUUAAAAUUUGAUCUAUGUGAUUCAAAUCAAAUCGGUUUAACCGUUCAAAAUCUAUUAAAAAUUUUCUACGUCAAUAUAAUUGGUUUAAAUAUGUUUAAUCAAGUAAUAAUGUUAAUACAUAUUCACAUUUUAUACGAGGCUUAAAGAUAAUCUGAUUAAUCACUAGUCCUCUAUAAAUGCUUAGUUACUUCCUAACAAUUUCUUAAGCAUUGUUAUUAUGUCUAGAAAAGUGUUACUUUUGUAAUAUUCUUAAAGGAAACAGAGGCAUGCCUACAGUGUAUUGAAAAAGACAUUCGCUUCAGGUCCCCGAUUAAUAUGACUGUUUUUAGAGUUCCAAAAUUUUAAAUAAUUUCUAGUAUAGUGAUUUAGACUUAUUUAAAAAAAAAAAAUUCUACGAAAAUUAAUUAAUUCUUUUUUUUGAAUUCAUGUAUUUUUUUUAUAUGACAUAAUAUAAUAUAUUUACGUUAUAAACUUAUUCUUUUACAUUAUUAAACUUGUGUAUUUGGUGAAAAUAAUAUAUCAUAUUAAAAAAAUAUUUUCAUUACGGUUGUAAAUAAAUUUAUUUUUAAAACUUGCCUUAAGCCCCUAAAACUCUUCACAUGGCACUGAAAGGAAACAACAACAUUGCAAAAAAUCGAUAACCACUUAAAAGCGUACUAUUCCAUUGAGCAUGAGUCUCCAUGUUAGCUCACAUGUUCCAACAGAAGGACAACAUAUAUAUAGGAGUUAUGUGAUAUGAAGAGGCGUUGCAUGCUCGUUAUUCAGAGUUCAGACCCUCCAAAUCAGCACCUUGUACGGUGAGGAGCUUGAGAAAAAGGCAUGAGGUUUUUCUGCUGUGCAAGCAGUUUGAAGUGGCUUCUAUCUCCAGCUUGAUUUAACAAGUUCAUAUCAGAUUCAUUUUGCAUGAGGAUGUUAAGGAAAAGAAAUGGAGAUUACGUACUACAACUUAGAGAUAGAGUAGACGUCAGCUAAAAGAGAAAAAAUGUUGUUCACCAUGAAAAAGUCUAGGGAACGUAUAAGGGUAUGGUUGAUGGUGACUCUGGCAUGCGCAAUGGUAAUUAGGUUAAGAACUCUUCCCAGUUUAGCGUUCGUGACGGGAAUGUGAACCCCAUCUGGACAUAUAGAACUCGUCAGCUAAAUUACAAAGCCACGAGCAAAACAGUUAUACACCAAUACUAGUUUACAUUAUUAGGAGCUUAUAAAAGAAACUACUGUAAACUAUUUACAUAUUUUUUAAUGAUAAAAUAUCUACUAAGUUUUACAAACAGUAACCGAACAAAGAACUCCAAACAAACAUGCUAUACACGUUCCACGUCAUUUUCUAUCUUUUAAUACCAUGUAGUAGAAAACGUUUAUAUUCACAUAUUAUACACGUUCCAUAAAUUAACAAACACAUGGCCGCAAUCCCAUGAACUCAACUCCGGAUUCCCUCGUCGGUUACGAUUUUUGGUUUUCAUCGUCGGUUACGGUUUCUUGAGUUACUUUCGACAGAGAACUAAAAUGGCUAUUUAAUAUCCACAAAACCACGAGGAAAAAAAUCAAGAUCUUUUAUUUUAUUUUUUAUUUUAUUUUGUCAACCCACAGUUUUUCCCUUCAUGGCUUUCUCGUUCUACGUCUCUAACCACGCACUCUAUAAAUAGAUAACAAUCCUUCACAACUUAACAUGAACAAGUAAAAGAACACGAGCAAUAUCAAUAACUCAAAACAGAAAAUAUGAAUAACCAAGACAAAAUCAUGAUCGAGAAGGAGACCACCGACAAGAUCGAGAUCAAGAGCAAGAACGGCCUCAACGAACAAGAACUGGAAGUCAAGAUGGACAACAUGAGCGACCUAAACAAAACCACGAAUGGCCUCGGCGAGAAAUGGCCAGAACCAAUCAUCCGAGUGCAGUCCCUGGCCGAGAGCAACCUCGCCACCGUCCCCGACCGUUUCAUCAAGCCGCCGUCUCAACGCCCUAAUGAAACCAUCACUAUCAACAAUCAACCGGAAGCUGCCGCGAUAAAUAUCCCAGUCGUAGACCUAAGGAGCAUCUUAUCCGGCAACCAAGAGGAAACGGAGAGGAUCUCGGAAGCAUGCCGUGAGUUUGGCUUCUUUCAGGUGAUCAACCAUGGGGUGAGGCCGGAGCUGAUGGCCGCCGCUAGAGAAGCUUGGAGAAGCUUCUUCCAUUUGCCUGUAGAAGCCAAAGAAGCUUACUCAAACUCCCCAAGUACCUACGAAGGUUACGGAAGCAGAUUGGGUGUGGAAAAGGGAGCACUUCUUGAUUGGAAUGAUUAUUACUUUCUAAAUUUUCUUCCUCUUGCCUUGAAGGAUCUCAACAAAUGGCCUUCUUUACCAUCAAACAUUAGAGAAGUGGUGGACGAGUACGGUGAAGAACUAGUUAAGCUAGGCGAGAGCCUUAUGAGGAUAUUAUCGUCAAACUUGGGAGUAAAUGAAGAACAACUUCAAGAAGCAUUUGGUGGAGAAGACUUUAGUGCAUGUAUGAGGGUUAACUAUUACCCGAAAUGCCCUCGACCAGAGCUUGCCCUCGGCCUCUCCCCUCAUUCAGAUCCCGGCGGCAUUACCAUCCUCUUGCCGGACGAUCAAGUCGCCGGCCUUCAAGUCCAUCACGGUGACACGUGGAUUACCGUUAAUGCUCUCCCCAACGCUUUUGUCGUCAAUCUAGGCGAUCAAAUGCAGAUACUAAGCAAUUCGAUAUACAAGAGUUCGGAGCAUCGAGUGAUAGUUAACUCGCAGAAAGAAAGGGUUUCACUUGCAUUCUUCUAUAACCCUAAGAGUGACAUUCCUAUCCAGCCACUGGAACAACUUAUCAGCUCUACAAAUCCUCCUUUAUAUCCUCCCAUGUCCUAUGAUCAAUACAGACUCUUCAUUCGAACUCACGGUCCACGUGGAAAAUCCUACGUUGAGUCUCAUGUAUCCCUCGUUAACGGAUAAAGAGACGAAAUGCUACUUGGCGAGGACAUCGAGGUUAUGGAGAUAUCAGAAAGAUACUAGAAGAUGCUAAUGAUCGACGGAGAUAUAUAUUGGAGAUCAGAAUGAAUCAAUAAAACAUCUAUAAUACUAUCGUUGUUUAUAGUUCGUGUGAUUUGAAUAAUUGUGGUUGAUAUGUAUUUUCAGUUAUUGUAGUAUAAAAUAUAUAAUAUUAAUUAAUGUGGUAUUUUAUCAUUAUCAUGUAAUUGCUCUUUUUCCAACAACGAUUACCUUAUUCAUAUUUAAUUGGCCAAUAAUUGUUUACUAAAUGAAAAAAUGUAAUCUUAUAUUCAUUUUCUGAGGAAAAAAAUUGACUGAAAGACUUGACUGAUUGUGGAUCAUUUAUGGUGAAGUUUUGAAAUUGAUAUUGGGAUGCCCCAAACUACUUCAAAAAAACAAAAAAAAAGACUUGGACGUUUUGUUUUUAUGUUUAGAAAAAAAAGUUUAUAGUGAAUAUUAUAGAGAAGUGAUGGAUGACUACGGUGAAGAACUAGUGAAUAUGUUCAACAAAAAAAAAAAAGAACUAA